AGCACUCUCUUCCUCCGUUCAAGUGUGAGAUUGAAAGUUUCACACUUUCUGAACGCAAAAACUCCAUAAGCGAAACCCAUUUCUAAUUACGAGAAUCCAUCUCCUUGUAAUGGCGUUCAUCACCAGAUCUAACCAAUGGAACAAAGCUAGGGUUUUUCUCUCGCUUCCCAGAUCGUCACACUCAGCUCUCCUCUCAUCCUCCCGCUUACUCACCUCAACUAUCGAAAUCACCGAGAACCAAUCCGAAAACCCAGAACCCCAUUCACCCGAGACGAAGACGAGGCCGCCGCCGCUCAGGGAGAGGUUCCAGCGAGGUAAGCGUCAAAACCACCACGAAAAGCUAGAGGACACGAUAUGUAGAAUGAUGGAUAACCGAGAAUGGACCACCCGGUUACAGAACUCGAUCCGAGAUCUCGUACCCGAGUGGGACCACUCUUUGGUCUACAACGUCUUGCACGGAGCAAAGAAGCUCGACCACGCGCUCCAGUUCUUCCGUUGGUCGGAGAGAUCGGGCCUGAUCCGACACGACAGAGACACGCAUAUGAAGAUGAUUGAGAUGUUGGGACAGGGACAGAAGCUGAACCAUGCUCGUUGCAUUCUCUUGGAUAUGCCUGAAAAGGGCGUGCCUUGGGAUGAGGAUAUGUUCAAGGUUCUCAUAGAGAGCUACGGCAAAGCUGGGAUCGUGCAAGAGAGUGUUAAGAUCUUUCAGAAGAUGAAGGAGUUGGGUGUGGAGAGGACGGUGAAGUCGUAUGAUACUUUGUUUAAGGUGAUUCUUAGGCGUGGGAGGUAUAUGAUGGCGAAACGGUAUUUUAACAAGAUGGUUAGUGAGGGUGUUGAGCCGACUAGGCAUACUUAUAACUUAAUGCUGUGGGGGUUCUUUUUGUGUUUGAGGUUAGAGACUGCUUUGAGGUUUUAUGAUGAUAUGAUUAGCCGUGGGAUCUCUCCUGAUGUUGUUACGUACAACACUAUGAUUAACGGGUACUGUCGGUUUAAGAAGAUGGAUGAGGCUGAGAAGUUGUUUGUUGAGAUGAAGGGGAAGAACAUUGAGCCUAGCGUUGUGAGUUACACUACCAUGAUUAAAGGGUAUGUUUCUGUGGAGAGAGUUGAUGAUGGGUUGAGGAUCUUUGAGGAGAUGAGAUCUUUUGGUAUUGAGGCGAAUGCCACGACGUACUCCACGUUGUUGCCGGGUCUCUGUGAUGCAGGGAAGAUGGUGGAGGCUAGGAAUGUGUUGAAGAGUAUGAUGGCGAAACACAUUGCUCCUAACGAUAACUCGAUUUUUCUCAAGCUUUUGGUUUCUCAGAGCAAGGCUGGUGAUAUGGCUGCAGCCACGGAGGUGCUUAAAGCCAUGGCUACACUGAAUGUUCCGGCGGAAGCGGGACACUAUGGGGUCUUGAUCGAGAAUCAGUGCAAGGCUAAUGCGUACAACCGUGCUAUCAAGCUUUUAGACGUUCUAGUUGAGAAAGAGAUCAUACUUCGGCAUCAGGAUACUCUGGAGAUGGAGCCAAGCGCUUAUAACCCGAUCAUCGAGUAUUUGUGCAACAACGGCCAAACGUCUAAAGCAGAAGUGCUUUUCAGACAGCUGAUGAAGAGAGGUGUUCAAGACCAAGAUGCUUUGAACAAUCUUAUCAGCGGACACGCCAAGGAAGGUAACCCGGAUGCUAGCUACGAGAUUCUCAAGAUCAUGUCGAGGAGAGGCGUCCCUAGAGAGGCAAACGCGUACGAGCUUCUCAUCAAGAGCUACAUGAGCAAAGGAGAGCCUGGAGACGCUAAAACGGCUUUGGACAGCAUGAUCGAAGACGGGCAUGUUCCAGAUUCGACCCUAUUCAGGUCAGUGAUCGAGAGUUUGUUCGAGGACGGUAGGGUGCAGACGGCGAGCCGUGUGAUGAUGAUCAUGAUAGAUAAAAACGUUGGCGUGGAAGAGAAUAUGGAUUUGGUUGCGAAGAUCUUGGAAGCUCUGUUGAUGAGAGGGCAUGUGGAAGAAGCGUUGGGGCGUAUCGAUCUUCUGAAUCAAAACGGACACACGGCUGAUGUGGACAGGCUGUUGUCUGUUCUGAGCGAGAAAGGGAAGACCAUUGCAGCGUUGAAGCUGUUGGAUUUCGCGUUGGAGAGGGAUCUUAGCUUGGAGUUUUCGAGCUACGACAAGGUGUUGGAUGCGCUUUUGGGAGCUGGGAAGACUCUGAAUGCGUACUCUGUUCUGUGUAAGAUCAUGGGGAAAGGAAGUGGGAGUGAUUGGAAGAGCUGCGAUGAGUUGAUCAAGAGCUUGAACCAGGAAGGGAACACGAAGCAAGCAGAUGUUCUUUCUAGGAUGAUCAAGAAGGAACAAGGAAGCAAGAAAGACAAGAAAGAAGACAGUGUUUCUCUAUAGAAACUUGAAGUGAUUCUUUCUUGGCUUUUAAGAACUUUAAUCUCUUAUUGUUUCUCAAAUAAAUCCUUUUUUAGAAACUUGUUUUGAAGGGAUACGUUUGUAUGAUUCAGUUUUUUUU
This is a messenger RNA of Brassica oleracea var. oleracea, 2483 nucleotides long. RefSeq names its product pentatricopeptide repeat-containing protein At2g37230. The transcript has a single exon. The record is from RefSeq and is a predicted model, not a curated record. The coding region runs from base 110 to 2365 and encodes 751 amino acids. Gene Ontology annotation, molecular function: protein binding. Lineage: Eukaryota; Viridiplantae; Streptophyta; Magnoliopsida; Brassicales; Brassicaceae.